UGCUAGAUGCGGUGGAGGCUGAAGAACUCAGUAGAAUCCUCCUUCCCCAGGAUUAGUCUGGAAGAGUUGGCUAUAAACAGCUAGGCUUAUGUAACACGUAGUAAUUCUGUUAGCUUGGUUGUUGCUAACUAUUGUACGGUUCAAUUGUUAAGAAUAGACGCAGAAUCUGGCAGACGACGUGUCCUUUCGUUGUAGAUUAGGUUGUGUUUUUUUUUCUUGAGAAAGGUGUACAAGGCACACAUAUCUGAAUAUUUACAUAAAAAAGAAAUAAGACACUAACAGGUGAAGGCUACAUCCAGACGAGAAUAUGUCAGUGGUGGGUUUUGAUGUGGGUUUCCAGAACUGUUACAUCGCCGUUGCUAGAAGUGGCGGAAUCGAGACCAUUGCAAAUGAGUACAGUGACCGAUGCACGCCGGCGUGUGUCUCUUUGGCCUCUAAGAACCGCACCAUUGGAAACGCAGCUAAGAGCCAGAUAAUAACCAACUUCAAGAACACGGUCCAUGGCUUUAAGAGGUUCCACGGCCGGGCCUUCGAUGACCCGUCUGUUCAGAGCGAACUUCCCCGGCUCCCGUACAGCCUCCACAAACUGACCAAUGGCAGUACAGGGGUCAAGGUGCGCUACCUGGAUGAAGAUAAGGUGUUCACCAUGGAGCAGGUCACUGCCAUGCUGCUGACCAAACUGAAGGAGACGUCAGAGAGCGCGCUCAAGAAACCAGUUGUGGACUGUGUCAUCUCUGUUCCUAGUUUCUUCACUGAUGUUGAGAGGAGAUCAGUGAUGGAGGCCAGUCAGAUCGCUGGACUCAACUGUCUAAGACUCAUCAACGACACAACAGCAGUGGCCCUGGCGUAUGGGAUCUAUAAGCAGGAUCUGCCGGGUCCAGAGGAGAAGCCGCGUAACGUGGUGUUUGUGGACAUCGGUCACUCUGCGUACCAGGUGGCCAUCGUCGCCUUCAACAAGGGCAAGCUCAAGGUGCUGGCGACAGCCUUCGACCCGUGUCUAGGCGGGCGGAACUUCGACGAGGUUCUGGUGGAGCACUUCUGCGAGGACUUUAAGAAGCGGUUCCGCCUGGUGGUGCGGGAGAACCCGCGGGCCCUGCUGCGGCUCUACCAGGAGUGUGAGAAGCUCAAGAGGCUGAUGAGCGCCAACGCCUCCGACCUGCCACUCAACAUCGAGUGCUUCAUGAACGACAUCGACGUCACCGGCAAGAUGAACAGGGCUCAGUUUGAGGAACUGUGUGCCCCUUUCCUCGGGAGGAUGGACGCCCCUCUCAAAGCCGCCAUGGAGCAGUCAAAGCUGAGCAGAGAUGAUAUUUAUGCGGUGGAGGUUGUGGGCGGAGCCACUCGGACCCCGGCCAUAAAGGAGCGGAUCUCACGCUUCCUGGGGAAGGACAUCAGCACCACGCUCAACGCAGACGAGGCAGUCGCCCGGGGAUGUGCUUUACAGUGUGCCAUUCUGUCUCCAGCGUUCAAGGUGAGAGAGUUCUCCAUCACUGACGUGGUUCCGUUCCCCAUCACUCUGCGCUGGAAAUCCUCAACGGAAGAUGGAGUCGGUGAGUGUGAGGUGUUCGGUAAGAACCAUGCGGCCCCCUUCUCCAAGGUCAUCACCUUCCACAAGAGGGAGCCGUUUGAUCUGGACGCAUUCUACAGCCUCCCCCAGGAGCUGCCCUAUCCCGACGCCCGAAUAGGGCGGUUCUCUGUGCAGAACGUGGCUCCACAGCUGGACGGCGAGAGCUCGCGUGUGAAGGUGAAGGUGCGUGUGAACGUCCACGGAAUCUUCACCGUGUCCAGCGCGGCGCUCAUGGAGCGACAGACGGGGGACGCAGACGACCUCCACAUGGACACGGAACCCAUCGUGCAGAACGAAGAACAGAGUCGGAUGCAGGUGGAUCAGGAGAACACAGAGACGUCUCCAGAGGAAGGGGCGGUUCCAGCCAAUAAGGAGGGUGUGUCUGGUGAGCAGGUUGCCGUGGGAACCAAGCCCAAGGUGAAGAGUGUGGAGCUGCCCAUUGAGAUGACGAGCAGAAAACUGGACCAACACACACUCAACAACUUCAUCGAGUAUGAGGGGAAGAUGAUAGUUCAGGACAAGCUGGAGAAGGAGCGGAACGACGCUAAGAACGCGGUGGAGGAGUACGUGUACGAGCUGCGCGACAAACUCUGUGGCGUCUACGACAAGUUCAUCAGCCAAGAGGACAGUGGGCGUGUGUCUCUGAUGCUGGAGGACACGGAGAGCUGGCUCUAUGAGGAUGGAGAGGACCAGGCCAAGCAGGUGUACCUGGACAAGCUAGUGGAGCUCAAGCGGUUUGGAGAGCCCAUUGAGGAGCGACACCGUGAGGCGGAGGAGAGGCCGCGUGCGUUUGAUGAACUCGGACGGAAGAUCCAAACCUUCCUGAAGGCCAUAGAGGCCUACAAACAGAAGGACGAGCGCCUGGAGCACCUGAGCGCUGAGGAGAUGGUUGCCGUGGAGACGAAGGUGACGGAGGUCAUGGGGUGGAUGAGCAGCAGGAUGAACGCCCAGAGCAAGCAGCCAAUCACGCAAGACCCCGUCGUCAAGGCAGCAGACAUCAUCUGCAAAAUACAGGAGUUGGACGAUGUGUGUGGCCCAGUGGUGACGCGGCCGAAGCCCCAGGGGGAGGAGCCUGCGGAGGGGGCCCAUAACGGCCCUCAGCAGUCAGGUGGCGACGCCAAGUCUGGAGGCUCCUCCCACCAGCCUGCUGCCCCGGGGGAGAUGGAGGUGGAGUGAUCCCCCCCCCCCCCCACCCCCCACCAC
Alosa sapidissima (American shad) is the source of this 2770-nucleotide messenger RNA. It is a transcript of the gene hspa4l, whose product is annotated as heat shock protein 4 like. The transcript is spliced from 19 exons. Gene Ontology annotation, molecular function: ATP-dependent protein folding chaperone; ATP binding. Gene Ontology annotation, biological process: protein folding. Gene Ontology annotation, cellular component: nucleus; cytosol. NCBI's taxonomy places the organism in Eukaryota, Metazoa, Chordata, Actinopteri, Clupeiformes, Clupeidae. The record is from RefSeq and is a predicted model, not a curated record. The coding region runs from base 308 to 2743 and encodes 811 amino acids.